ACCAGAAGAAACUCCGGUGAAGUGAAGUCGGCGGCGGCUCCGCGCGGAGGCUCAGUCGGCGCGCGCACAGCAUCUCCCUCGGCCGCUUCCUCCUCUUCCUCUCCUCCACCACCACCACCACCACCACCACCACAACAACAACAACAACAAGACGUUGUCCUACUUCUCUCUAUUGGAGCCACGUUCGCGCAUGACGCCAGCAUGACGUUCCGGAGGCUGAAGAAGGUCCACUCCAGCGCGCCGGCGGCGGCGCAGGACCACGACGUGUACUUCGCCUCGUCCAAGUCGGACAGCUGCCGCACCGCGGACGCGCCGAGCCACUCGUCCGACGUGUACGACUACAAGACCCUGGCGUACUCGGGCGGGACGCUGCCCAGGAACCUGAAGAAGGGCGGCGGGCUGCAGAAGUGGAAACCCCUGACGCUCACGCCAGAGCCACAAAGGAAGUUGGUGGUGCUGGAGAAAAACGAAGAGGAGACGUUUGGUUUCGAGAUCCAGACUUACGGCCUCCACCAUCAGGACCAGAACUCGGUGGAGAUGUGUACGUUCGUGUGCAAGGUGCACGGCGAGAGCCCGGCGCUGCAGGCUGGACUCAGAGUUGGGGACACCAUCGCAAGUGUGAACGAGGCGUCCGUGGAGGGAUUUCGGCACAAAGAUAUUGUUCAGCUCAUCAGGGCCUGCGGCAACACACUCAGGCUGGAGACGGUUUACAGCGACUCGAUCCGGAAAGCGGAGCUGGAGGCGCGGCUGCAGUAUCUGAAGCAAACUCUUCACGAGAAAUGGGACGAAUACCGGUCGCUGAUGGUGCAAGAGCAGCGGCUCGUUCACGGUAUAGUGAUGAGCGACGCUGCGGUGUACGAGUCCCUGGAGUCGGCGGGCGUGUACGGCAGCCUCGGCGCCCCCAGCCCCGCCGCCCAGCGAGCGCUCCGCGGCACGGGCAGCACCAGCAGCAGCGCCAGCUUCCUCAGCAUGGCCACGGAGGACGACCCGCUCUACCAGACCUGCCUGUACCAGGUGGACGGCGGCGCGGACUCGGACCACGGCACCGCCGCCGACAAAAAGAAGAAGGAAACGACGCAGCAGGCGCCGAGGCUGCAGCGUCUGCGACCGGCCAGCGAGCUCUUCACGGCGGCCAAGACGCAGCUGACCCGCAGCGCCAGCACGCGCAGCUACAUCAGGGGGUCGUCGUCGGGGUCGUCGCCCGGCCCGGGCGAGAAGCAGGGCGGGUUCAACUCGCUGCAGAGGAAGCCCAAACAGAAGAGCUUCCGCAGGCGCCUCCUCAAAUUCAUCCCCGGCCUGAACCGACCGCUGGAGGAGGAGGAGAGCAAACUGUGAGCGGCAAACUUGGCCGUGAGCAGACCCGGAGACUCGAAGCACCGGAGACGAACUAGUCGGAGCUAAACUGCCAAAGAAAACUGAGCGAGAGUCGCAGAAAUGGAGACCAGAGGUUUGAAGGGCUCUGCAGUUUCAGUUUCCCAGCUGUACAUAACUUUGUUUUUUUUUAAGUUAUUUAUUUAUUUCCACGUUUUUGCUUCAUGUACAGAAUGAAGAAUCUUUUCAGUUUUUACUGCAUGCGAGACUUUUUAUUUGGAUAUCUGAAUAAAACGCCCUGUUCUGAA
This is a messenger RNA of Scophthalmus maximus (turbot), 1619 nucleotides long. It is a transcript of the gene tamalin, whose product is annotated as trafficking regulator and scaffold protein tamalin. NCBI's taxonomy places the organism in Eukaryota, Metazoa, Chordata, Actinopteri, Pleuronectiformes, Scophthalmidae. The record is from RefSeq and is a predicted model, not a curated record. Gene Ontology annotation, molecular function: protein binding. The transcript is spliced from 8 exons. Bases 202 to 1335 code for a protein of 377 amino acids.